Molecule: messenger RNA, 3352 nt
Organism: Equus caballus (horse)
Lineage: Eukaryota; Metazoa; Chordata; Mammalia; Perissodactyla; Equidae
Gene: PHF7
Product: PHD finger protein 7
Cellular component (GO): nucleus
Source: RefSeq, a predicted model, not a curated record
CGCGCGGCCGUUAGCGGUCUUGCUCUGUCAACGGUCAGCGUCGCCUUGGUGCCCGCGGCCGCAGUGUCCCUAUGUCGCAGUCCGCGUGACCUGGCCCCGGUUUGCGCGCUCGCCCCCUUCGCUGGCGUAGUCACCGCGCGGGGCGGCCGCCCGUGAGGUAGCUCCCACGGCUUGUGACGACGAACAAAGCUCCGGGACAGCGGUGCCCUCGGCGACAGCUGGGCAGACGGCCCCGGCCGGGAGCGGCGGCUGGUGCGCUACCGUGAGGAGCGAGCGGCGGUGGCGACCUCCGGCCCGGCCCCGCAGCAGCCGCCCGGCAAGCGCGACAUGAGCCUGGUCUGGCAUCCGUGGAAUGCUCCUUGAGCCCCUUCUCCUACUGUUACCUCCGAGGGACGGUUGUCGCCACACUGACACGUAUUUUCCAGAUAAAUCACUCCUUAUUCUUGCGGCUGCGGGGCCGACCACUCAUUUAUUUUUAAUUUUUUCAGCCGGCUUUUGCCCAGCGCUUAUCCAGCGAAACAACUUGGUAACCGUUUCAAGGGAGCGUCCGCUCGGUUAGGGAAUCUCGGCCGGAGCAGCCUGUGGAAGCCCGCGUUCGCAGCGCCCCCUGAGCUGCCUUGAAGAGUGUUGCGUCUUCCUGCAACGACCAGUGUGCGCAAAAUCCCGCUCAAGGAACGUCUUGGUCCAGCGAUGCAAAGAGCUGAAGUCUCAAGGUUUUUCUCUAUUGCUAGAUGGUCGGGGUUCCCCAAGAGCUCGGAACCGCUCGGUAGUCAGCUAAAGUGGAUCCUCAGAAAAUCUGCCAAGACAAGGAGGGUAACCCAGAGGAAACCGCCUUCAGGGCCUGUUUGCCUGUUAUGCCUUCGAGAACCUGGGGAUCCUGAAAAAUUAGGGGAGUUUCUUCAGAAAGGCGAUCUCAGCAUGCAUUACUUCUGUCUUAUCCUAUCUAGCAAGCUGCCUCAGAGGGCCCAGUCCAACAGAGGUUUCUAUGGAUUUCUGCCUGAAGACAUCAAAAAGGAGGCAGCCCGGGCUUCUAUGAAGACCUGCUUUGUGUGCAAGAAAAAGGGAGCUGCCAUCAACUGCCAGAAGGAUCACUGCAUCAGAAACUUCCAUCUUCCUUGUGGCCAAGAAAGGGGUUGCCUUUCACAAUUUUUUGGAGAGUACAAAUCAUUUUGUGGAAAACAUCGCCCAACACAGGACAUCCAACGGGGGAAUGUAGGGGAGGAAAGCUGCGUCUUGUGCUGUGAAAACUUAUCCCAAGCAACUGUUGAAAAUAUCCAGAGCCCGUGUUGUAGUCAGACUAUCUACCACCGCAAGUGCAUACAGAAAUAUGCCCACACAUCAGCAAAGCAUUUCUUCAAAUGUCCGCAGUGUAACAAUCGAGAAGAGUUUCCUCAAGAAAUGCUAAGAAUGGGAAUUCAUAUUCCAGACAGAGAUGCUGCCUGGGAACUCGAGCCAGGGGCUUUCUCGGAGUUGUAUCAGCGUUAUCAGCAUUGUGAUGCCCCCAUCUGUCUGUAUGAACAAGGCAGAGACAGCUUUGAGGAUGAAGGGAGGUGGUGCCUCAUUCUGUGUGCUACGUGCGGAUCCCAUGGAACUCAUAGGGACUGCUCCUCUCUUAGAUCCAACAGUAAAAAAUGGGAGUGUGAGGAGUGUGCAUCUUCUGCAGAAGCCACAGGAUCGCAUCCAGGAUACCACAUUGCAUUGAGUCGUCAUGUCUCCUUAGGUUCCUCUUGGCUGUAACAGUUUGUCAGAUUUUCCUUGUUUUUGAUGACCUUGACAGUUUUGAGGAGUACUGGUCAGGUAUUUUGUAGAGUGCCAUUCAAAUGGGAUUUUUCUGAUGUUUUUCUCAUGAUUAGACUAGGGUUAUGGGUUUCGGGGAGGAAGACCACAUAGAUAAAGUGCCAUUUUCAUUGUAUCAUAUUGAAGUUACAUACUAUCAGCAUGACAUCUCUGUUGAUGUUGAUCUUGAUCAUCUGGCCAAGGUAGUGUCUGUCAGGUUUUUCCACUGUAAAGUUACUCCUUUCCCCCCUUUCCAUACUGUACCUUUUAGAAGGAGGUUACUCUGUGUAUCCCACAAUUAAUGAGUAGGGAUUUAUGCCCCCUCCCUCCUUGAGGACAGAGUAUCUACUUAAAUUAUUUGGAAUUCUGUGUGGGAAAUUUACCUAUUCUCUCCCACUUACUUAUUUUUUCAAUCAUUUAUUUAUAUCAGUAUGGACUCAUGGAUAUGUAUAGUAUACUUUGGGUUAUAAUCCAAUACUACUUUAUUUUCUUGCUCAAAUUCUUCUGGUUUUGGGCGUUGGGAGCUCUUGUGUUCUUUUCACAUACCCCUAUUAUUGUGUGUUUUGUUUCAUUUUUUGAACAUGUCUUUACUUUUUGGCACUAUAAGAUGCCCCAGGCUCAUCUUGCAUAUUUAAAAUACCUGUUUUCACAAAUGACAUGUCUAUUAGAAUUAAUUACUGUUUUAUAGCUUAGGACCUAGAACAGAUAGUUCACUUGGGGAGGGUAGAAAUAGAUCUUAAAUAAAAAUUACCCAAAGCAUCUGCUAUUCUUCCUCUAAUCCUUACUUUGUAGGAGCCGUAAACUAGGGCCAGAAACCUCAGAAUCUCCUUCUGCUUCCUUUUAUGCUUCUCCACUCUCUUUCUUGUCAAUUUUACUGUUUGGCAAAUGUUUGCCUUCCACUCCAUCCCAUUGCCAGUGCUCAGCUCAAACCUCUGUGCCAUGUAGGACUGCUGCAAAAGUCCUCUCUCUGCAUAAGGUUUCCUAUGUCCUUUGCUUUGCUGACACAUCCACCCUUUUUCCUUCUGCUAAUUACCAGAAAACAUCUGCUAGCUCUUUACUUAGGAUGGCCCCUGCUGAGAUUGGCAUCCAAAGCCUUCCACAAAUAUGGUCCCACACAGCUGCAUAUCCCAGGACACCCCACCUGCAAGCACUCUGCCCUGGCUACGCUGGAAUACUGGGCCCUGAGCAUAGGGUUUGCAGUCUAAAGAGUCCUAACCUCUACCCUCAGCCUGUUGAACCCCACCUAAGGGCCUCUUUUUCAUCCCUAGGCACUCUCACUGGGCUCUGCUUAUACCCUUAUUAGGGCUCGUGUCAUUUCUCCAUCUGUUCCUAUGGUUGUGGAUUUGUCUCUCCCACUAGAUUGGAAACCCCUUAACGGCAGGGACCAUCCGUCUUAUUAACCUUUCUUCCCCUCGUGGUAUCUGGCUUGGGACCCACAUCCAGAGGCAGUUUGAUGUCUACUGAAUUGAUGGAUGUGCUCAUACCCUGUAUUCCUAAGCCUAUUGUUUUGCCUUCAAACACCAGAGGGCACUGUUAACAUGUUGAGGAGGAAGAUUAUAACCCUUCAGACCUGGAA